GCCGAUAUCCCUGCUCGGCCGUCCGGGAAAUCAGCAGGCGGUGGAAGUGAGUGUCGAGACCCUUCUUUUUCCUGAUCGCAGUAGGUGCCUGGUGUUGCGUUCAGUUUGAUUCUCUGGUCGGAGAAACGAGACGCGCGCGGAACUUUGGAUCGCGCAAUAUGUUUCGUGGAUAAACGAGAACGUUUGCGUCUUUGUGGCAACGAUUCGAGGACGACCAACUUCAGGCUACCAUGGAAAGCUGAGUCAUCCGCCCAAUUAGGCCAUGGAUACCAUUCUCAAAAACUCGACGCUGCCGUCGGAAAGCAACGACCUUAUCAUCGCCAAAGUGGUCGCGAUGGCGGUGCUGGGACUGUCGUCCUUUCUUCUCGGCGUCCUUCCGCUCAAACUGUCCAAACUGACGUCACUUAAAUCGAUAGACGGGGACAAAAACCUGCUCAUCUCCCUGCUGUUGUGCUUUGGAGGAGGCGUCCUGCUCUUCACCACAUUCAUCCACCUGCAGCCAGAAGUGCGGGAGUACUUCAGUUCUCUUCAACGGCAACAUCGUAUUCCCGAAAUCGGUUUUCCCAUCUCCGAGGUAGUUUUCUGUGCGGGGUUCUUCUUUGUUUACCUCGUCGAGGAGCUCGUCCAUCUGUUUUUGGACAAGAAGGUGCACAAUUCUGUCCUUCACCGCUCGUUGUCCGUGCGUUGCAGCUCGAGGAAGAGCGAGAACAUGGCGAUCCCGCGCGUGACGCUCACCAAAAUCGACGACGGUACCAUCAGUUACAUAUCCAGCUCUAACAAGGACCUGCUUGAUUCGCAAACGACGAUCGGUUUCGAGAAACACGCAAACCACGCCCACCACAGCCUCGACGACGCCAUCAAGAACUCCUUCAGCGGGUUCCUCGCGGUGCUUGCGCUUAGUUUUCACGCCGUUUUCGAGGGCCUUGCCGUAGGGCUCGAGAGUAGCGUCCAAAAGGUGUGGUACCUGUUUGCGGCCAUCGCCACUCACAAACUGGUGAUCGGGUUCUGUGUCGGGAUCGAACUUGUCACGUCCAAGACCAAAACCUUGCUGGUGGUGCUCUAUAUUGGCACCUUCGCCGUGGUUACGCCACUGGGUAUCGGAAUCGGCAUCCUGCUGCGGGAAACUGAGAGCGACCAAGAGGACAUCACCUGCGUGGUCCUGCAGGGCAUGGCGGCCGGUACAUUGCUCUACGUGGUCUUCUUCGAGGUGCUAUCGCGGGAACGCGGCAACCAGCACAGCGGCAUCUGGCAGCUGCUCGCCAUUUUGGCUGGAUUCGUUGUCAUGUUUGCCUUGCAAACUCUGACUGGACACGAUCAUGGUCACGGAGGCGCUGGGGACCAUCCCCACCACCAUCACCAUGAACACCAUUAGCAGAAGUCACGACCAGGAUGGACAUUUAACUAAGUCACGGAAAACGGUUCUGGGGUGCCGAAAAAACGUGACUUUAAAGUAAAUGUUGCCAAAUGUGACUUAAAGUGAUACUUCGUUUAGUGACGCGGCAAGUGACAGAUAAGGUUGUUCUAAAUCUUACAAACUUUUUAUUUCGCUUUUUAUUUUUAUUUUGUUUAACCAAAUCUCAGAAGCAUUUGGUUUGAUAAAUAAAUUUUGUAAAUCAG
Cylas formicarius (sweet potato weevil) is the source of this 1617-nucleotide messenger RNA. Its product is annotated as zinc transporter ZIP1-like. Gene Ontology annotation, cellular component: plasma membrane. Lineage: Eukaryota; Metazoa; Arthropoda; Insecta; Coleoptera; Brentidae. Gene Ontology annotation, biological process: zinc ion transmembrane transport. The record is from RefSeq and is a predicted model, not a curated record. The transcript is spliced from 4 exons. The coding region runs from base 263 to 1372 and encodes 369 amino acids. Gene Ontology annotation, molecular function: zinc ion transmembrane transporter activity.